Molecule: messenger RNA, 6332 nt
Organism: Rhinolophus ferrumequinum (greater horseshoe bat)
Lineage: Eukaryota; Metazoa; Chordata; Mammalia; Chiroptera; Rhinolophidae
Gene: ABHD1
Product: abhydrolase domain containing 1
Exons: 8
Coding region: 5250-6302 (350 amino acids)
Biological process (GO): medium-chain fatty acid biosynthetic process; medium-chain fatty acid catabolic process
Molecular function (GO): monoacylglycerol lipase activity; acetylesterase activity
Source: RefSeq, a predicted model, not a curated record
UCAUUUGACUAAAUACACAAAUAACAUCAAUAAAGAGUACCCAAAAGCAGUAAUAAACUCUAUAGGAUAUCAGCUAUUACAGUAGAUGCCAAAAGCGCACCAAACUGUAGGAAAAACAACAGUGGAAAGGUCAGGAAUCAAAACCUUGCCAAGUCUGCAGCUGGGAAAGCUGAAGAGUCUCCCACUGAUGCUUGCUAGUUCCCAAGAAUGUUGCUGCUAUUUUUUCUGUUGUUGUUGUGGUUGCUGGACGUUUGGGUGUCUCCUGAUGUUGGUAAGCUGCAAGCUGCAUACAAGUUUUCAAACUGCUAAACAGUUCUCAAGAAGGCUAACCGUGGGGAACAACACUGGAGAGGCUAGGAACCAGCCAGACCUCACCAGGUCUGCGGCUGGAAGUCGGGGCGUCUCCUGGUAUUGUAAGCUGCAUGUUGUAUAUGAGUUUCCAAAAUGUUAGAAUGAUGAAGAAUCACCGAUGACAAAUGACAAAAUAACAAAAUUAUACUGCCAACUGAGGUCUGUUUUAUAUAUAUAUGUAUAUAUAUAUAUAUGUAAAAUAUAUAUAUAUUUUAGAUGUACCUUAGAGCCAAGCUCCUUGUUCCUGCCUCCCCCUCAUGGAAUGGCCAAUUCCCGGAGGUUUGGGCACUUACUGUGAUAAAAACAUUAUUUAUCCUGCUGAAGGGCCAGUUCAUUCAGACAAACAAUACUUACUGUUUUCGCCUGGGAUCAUCAGCCCAAGGCCUUCCAAAGCCUGGCAACAUGCCUGUCACAUCAUUCUGAUAUAACUUACUUUUUCUACCUCAUCUGCUGAUGAGGGCAAAACAGACAGAAAGCAACAUCAUCCCAUAUCUCUCCUGCCGGGAAAGAGACGAGGGAGAAAUUUUCUUAACCCUAAGCUAAUCAAUAGCUCACAUGCAGUCUCUCAUGUGGGGGAACAAAGGAACAAAAAGCUAACAGACAAAAGCUCACAUCAGUCAAUGAAGGCAAAUUUUCCUAACACCUUCCCUACAGUUAUUUAACAUCUGCGUAUACUUUCGCUGAUCCCAUGGAGUUUGGGGACCUUCCUCAGUGCUCCCACUGCAGCUAGACCUUCCCUUAUCUAACACCAUGCUCUACUGCAGAGGUUCAACCCUGACUACACAUUUGAAUCUUCCAGAGAGCUUUCAGGUUAUAUUGAUACGUAAGCUCCACUCCAGACCAACUGUGUCAGGCGUGGGGCCUGCAUACUGGUAGUUUUGACACCUCCCAGAUGAUUCCAAUCUUUAGUCAAGACGGAGAGCCACUGCUCUAGUAGAUGAGUUGUUUCUACAUCUCCCUGGAAGACAGGGACAGCAGCCUGGCGCGUCUCAGGGACUUAGUACAGAAUGGGUGAGGAGUAAGUAUCUGCUGUACUUACUUGACAGGGAUUACAUAAUACAGAGUAACACGGUGUGCGUGAAUUUAACCUAUGUGUGCGUGACUCUGUGUUGUAACGCCACCCACUCAGUAGCUGAAACCUGUGUGACAGUGAGGGGUAUUACAGUGUGAACGGUUGUGUCCAGUGGGGGAGGACCACUAUGAAUGGCUGAACACUGGAACUUCGGGGUGUCAGUCACCACGUGAAUUGGCCAUGUCCCGAGUGUGAAGGUUCCAGUGAAUGGCUGUACUCUGUGUGACAGGGCAGAACGUCACCACCGGUGUGGCUGUGUCCUGUGAGUGACGGACUGAGGGGCUGGGGUCCUCCCACCAGGCCGAGUGUGAGGAAGCCGCAGGAGGUGCCCCUCACCAAGAUGGCGGCCAUGGAGGAGGCCGUUAGUCCUUGCAAAGGGCUGCCCGGCUCGUGAUCGCGAAGCGGAAGCAGGAGGCGCGAGAUCCGGGCCGCGGGCUGGGCAGCCAUUUGCAGGUCAGCGGGGUCAGCUCCGCGCAGGGUGCCGGCCGCAGCCCGUCCCCACCCGCGCCGUCCUAGGACUGCCCCACGCCUCGCCGGCCGCGGGAUCAUAGGCGGUGGACGGGGCCGGGGCCCCCAACCACCGGUCUGUGGAGGCGGGACCUGCACAGGCCGUCCAAUGACAUGUAACAACAGGUGGGGUCCGGCGCGCACCUGCGGGCCGACUAGUCAAAGUCAAGGCGCUGGAGCCAAUCGAGAACUUGGGAGUCGGAACUCAGCAACAAAGUAUGCUGAGCGCCUUCCUGAGCCCCCAGAAUGGCACCUGGACAGAGCUCUUCUUUCUGCUUUUGGGUCUCGUCGCUGCCCUGUACUUGGGCUACUACUGGGCAUGUGUGCCCCAGGUGAAACUUGCUGCCCCAAUCCCACCACCACCCAGCCCCGCGCUGCAGCCAGGCUCCGCUAUGCUACGGUGUUAUCACCUAAUGGAGAGUCGGUUCUUCGCCUGCCUUGGUUCUCCUCAUCUCGUGCGCUCCCCAUGCCAGCUGGGCCUUUCGGUCAUCGGAGUGGCGCUGCUCCCUGUGAUGUGGACAAGCAUUCGGGGAAAGGCCAGGCGGAAGGCAUCCUGAGGUGUCAGGGAGAUAAGCACGCUAUGCUUUCCUUUUCUUUUUAGGCAGCCUAGCUGAGUUUCUCAUUAGUGGUCCUAAAUGAAGGAACCAGAUGCCUGCGGGUUUGUGGCUUACUCCCAGCACCACUGCGACGGCAUAGUAGGGCCUUGCUUCUCUUACGGGCUGGCGGAGGUUCCCCUCCUGGCUCAGGAUUAAUGGAUAACCCAAACUGCUGUUGCUUAUGCAGCCCUGUUUUAAGUUCUAGGUUUCCCAUGGAUAGAGAAGGGAGAAAGUCUGAAGAGGUUGACUUUGAUGAACUUGGAGAUUUUAUUCCCAUUGAAAUUUAGAUAAAAUACAUAACAUAUCUAGAAAAAUCUAAACCUUUUAAUCUUCAUUAAACACAGUUCUAUCUAGGUAGCUGAGUCUAACAAGAAACCUACUGAUUCAAGCCCUUUAAAAAGAUCAAUCAGGGAUUUUAAUUUUACCUUGACUUUUCUGUAGUUUCUCAGCUUUCUACAUUCACAUGUAUUUUUUUUAAAUAAGUCUGCCUUAAUAAAACAAUUUUAAAAAUCCAAACCUCACCAUACCCUAUAAAUUUUACCUUAUAUGUCUGAUUUAGAAAGUCAUUCAUUUCAGACCAGAGCUGUCCUUAACUAAACAUUUUCCUUUGCUUGCAAUCAGCCACUAAAGUCAGAGACCUCUGCCACUUCAUACUCCAAACCCUUCCUUGACUUUCACAUACUCAUCCAUACUCGUUAAAAUGCCGAAGUGCCAUUCUGGAGGCCCUGAGGACAUGGCGUUUAUUCAGCAUGGUAUUGGACUGGUAUUGAUUAAUCACAGGGACCAAUGGCAUCUUACAAGUUAAUUCUCAGGAAUGAGUCAAGAAGUACUUCACAAGAGUUAAAAUGAAAUUAACCCACAUAAAUCAAACCCGUGACCUGAUGUAUUAGCACUUUGUUCUACACUGCUAAGCUUUUUGACCAAGGAUUUACUAAAGUGAUAACAACUCAAAAUCUUGGCAAUUAGGAGGUAAUAUAGUAUGGUGACUAAGAGCGUAAGCUCUAGACUCAGACAGAACUGGGUUUGAAUCCCAGCUCCGCCACUAACCAGCUUUGGCAAGCUUUGUGACCUUUGACAAGCUACUCAACAAUCAAAGCUGUUUCCACAGAGGGAUAACACCUAUUUCAAAGAGCUGUUUGUGAAGAUCACAGGAUAUAAUCAUGUAAAAUGCUUGGCAUGAUGCUGGAACAUAAUGAGCACUCAACAAAUUUUACUACUAGUACUAAUGGUAAUAUAAUUAUUAAUUCCGCUUUGCCUCUUGCUUGCUAUGUGACUUUGGGAAACAACCUCUGAGUCAUAGUUUCUUCACUGAAAAUAUCCUAUCUGAUAAGGUUGAGCUUAGCCUGGUGCCUGCAGAUAGCACACAACGAAUGACAGGUGUUCUUAUUCAGGUCUUACGGGUGAGUCACAUCACACAACAGUCACACUAGCAACCUGGCCUCUCUAGUUCAUAAUUUACCUAACCCCUUUUGAGUAGAGACAGCAGAAAAGAUAAAAUCUGAUCCUCGGGUUCCUUAGGGCCUCUGACAGAAAUGCGGUUUCUUUUCCUUGAGUCUGAGGCCUUUUGGCUUUGUGAGGCAUACUCCUUCAUAAGCCUUCUGUGUGGCUAGGUCCUCUCAUUCACGUGCUGUCUCUCCUGAAGAUCCAAGCAGAGGCGCUGUAAGCAGGGCUGAGUGCCCUCUGACCUCAUCUGUCCCUAUUAGCCCAUCCCUGUUACCUUCUCCCUGGCUGGCAAGAAGGAAGAGAAAAUCUAUUCACAUCAGGAUGUUUCCUCCUUCAGAGUGUGGUCUAACAGCAGGGGCCCCACAAGAAAAUGAUGGGCUGUGGUAGGAAGAAGCCUUUCAACAGUGAGCGCACACAGUAAGGAAUAGGAACAUGCAACAAUGGGGUGCUAAAAUCAGGAGGAGCCAGCAUGGCUAGAGCUAGUUUUGGAAAGAUGACAGUGUGGAUAAUUCAACUGCAAGGCAAAGGUAGCAGGUUGAAUGGUGCUGCAUUUCUUCUGCCUCUGUCCAGGAUCCCAACACUUCCUGCAAGGGAUCAGCUGGGCAACUUCUAUUACCUGCUCUCUCCAAAAUGGGUUUGGGACAUGCAUAGGCUGAGGGGGGGUCUCAGCACCCAGUCAGCUGCAGCGGCACCCAGCCCUAGUUCAGGGUCAGUUCUGGACGGGUGACACUCCUGGAGUUCUUUGGGUUAGAGCAGACGAUAUUAACAGAUAUGACUUGCUAGAUUUCUCACCGCAGCUGAAGCAGUGCCCUCCAGGCUGGCCUCUGCAGAGGGGUCACUGGUAUUGGGUGCCUCACUGGCUUGGUGCAAACAUCGGGUGUGAGGCCGAUUGUGUUGUGAUUACAGAGGCCUCAACUGGUGACUGGGUCCCGGUUUCUGGCCUUCCUGGAGCAACACUGUCCAAUCACUGUGGAGACUUUCUACCCUACGCUGUGGUGUUUUGAGGGGCGGCUACAAACCAUCUUCCGAGUCUUACUGCAGUCUCGGCCUCUAGUCCCUUACUGCAGGUAAGAAGGGACAGAAAGGGGUGAAUGUGAAGCUGCAAGUAUAGGGGAAUCCUGUCUACCUUUUAAAAAUGAAGGUAACCUUUGCACCAUAUGCCUGGGUGUGUUGAGGGUAAUAAAGAGUGGCUAGAUGGAGGGCUAUGUCUUUGCACAACCAUGAGGUAAUCCAUCUUUUAUGUCCCCAUCAUACCUUGUUAGUCUUGUUUGGCAUAACACAUGCCCUCAAGUGAGGCUGAUGGGAGUUGUGGUGUGGCAGGGGGUAAACCUUUGGAAGUACAUGGAGUUCCUAAUGAUAUCUUUGUGUGCCCUUUUCUCCAAAACCACAGUGAAGUCCUCCAAACCCCAGAUGGAGGACGGCUCCUGCUAGACUGGGCUGGCCAGCAUGACAGCAGUCAACACCCUGACCCUGCCACCCAGCCCAUUGUAUUACUGCUUCCCGGUAUCACAGGCAAUAGCCAGGAGGCAUACAUAUUGCACCUAGUUGACCAAGCUUUGAGGGAUGGUUAUAGGGCUGUCGUCUUCAAUAACCGGGGCUGCCGUGGGGAAGCUCUCUUGACCCACAGGGCCUUUUGUGCCAGCAAUACUGAAGAUCUGGAGACAGUCGUGAACCACAUAAAGCAUCGCUACUCCCAAGCUCCAUUGCUGGCUGUGGGCAUCUCUCUUGGAGGGAUACUGGUGCUGAACCACCUGGCACGAAUGGGGCAGGCUGCAGGACUGGUGGCAGCCCUGACUCUAUCUGCAUGCUGGGAUUCCUUUGAGACCACCCGCUCCCUGGAGACCCCACUCAACUCAUUGCUCUUUAAUCAGCGCCUUACUGCUGGGCUCUGCCAAAUGGUGGACCGAAAUAGAAAGGUGAUGGAAAAGGUGGUGAAUGUAGACUUUGUGCUACAGGCCCAUACAAUCCGCCAGUUUGAUGAGCGCUACACAUCUGUGGCCUUUGGAUAUCAAGACUGUGUUACCUACUAUGAGGCAGCAAGCCCAAGAACCAAGGUAGAUGCCAUCCAGAUCCCUGUGCUCUGCCUCAACGCAGCCGAUGACCCCUUCUCCCCAGUCCAUGCCCUCCCCUUACAGGCUGCCCAACAGUCUCCCCAUGUCGCACUGCUCGUCACUGCCCAGGGUGGCCACAUCGGCUUCCUGGAGGGGCUGCUCCCCUGGCAGCACUGCUACAUGAGCCGCCUCCUCCAUCAGUAUGCCAAAGCUGUCUUUCAGCAUCCAGCAGAGCUGCUCGGCCUCAGGGCUCCCUCACCUUCUGAGGGAGGCAAAAGCUGACAACAGUACCACUGGGGUCUCAGUUCAGUC